Molecule: messenger RNA, 3409 nt
Organism: Electrophorus electricus (electric eel)
Lineage: Eukaryota; Metazoa; Chordata; Actinopteri; Gymnotiformes; Gymnotidae
Source: RefSeq, a predicted model, not a curated record
CGUGAAUUCUCAUCUGAAAGGCGAGUCGAGUAUUCCACGAAGGUUUCACCUGCCCGUGAUCGGUGUGCUGCGUGAUUCCACCCAGAGCGCCAUCAGAUCAAGAACUGGUAACACAAAUCUUUAUUUCCCUCCUGAAGUUUACUCGGCCUGUCUUUUUUUCGCGUUUCACUUUCGUGUUUCAACGUUUUGCAAGCCCUCGGUUGGAGGAUGUGACGUGAGCCGGUCACUCCGGUCCUACCGUGUCUUCUAACGACACGGCGGUGCCGUGAAUGCGGUCCAGGAUCGGUGCUGUUUUACGCUCGGAACUUCUCCCACUGCGCUCCAGCCGCGCUUCUGCCAUAAACUGAAACUUAAAAAAACCGGAACCACUUUGGGAGCAUCGGGGAGGCGCUGCGGCACCAUGGCGUCUCCUUCGGGCGCCUCCUUCGUUCGAAUCAAAUUCGACGACAUCGCCUUCUACGAGAGCUGCGGCGGUGGGAGCUUUGGCAGCGUGUACCGCGCCCGCUGGCUCUCGCAGGACCAAGAGGUGGCGGUGAAGAAGCUGCUGAAGAUAGAGAACGAGGCAGAGAUUCUAAGUGUCCUCAGUCAUCGGAACAUCAUCCAGUUUUACGGAGCAAUCCUUGAGGCUCCCAACUACGGCAUUGUCACAGAAUAUGCCAGUGGGGGAUCAUUAUAUGAAUAUCUGUCAAGUGAUAACAGUGAAGAAAUCAGCAUGAAACAGAUCAUGACCUGGGCAGCAGACAUAGCUAAAGGAAUGCACUAUUUACAUGCAGAGGCCCCAGUGAAGGUUAUCCACAGGGAUCUGAAGUCCAGAAACGUGGUCAUGACAGCAGACAAAGUCCUGAAGAUCUGUGAUUUCGGAGCAUCUAAGUUCCACUCCCACACCACCCACAUGUCUCUGGUGGGCACAUUUCCAUGGAUGGCCCCUGAGGUCAUCCAGAGCCUUCCUGUAUCUGAAACGUGUGAUACAUACUCCUAUGGAGUGGUUCUGUGGGAGAUGCUGACGUGUGAGAUUCCGUUCAAAGGCCUGGAGGGGCUGCAGGUGGCCUGGCUGGUGGUGGAGAAGAAUGAGAGGUUAACCAUUCCUAGCACCUGCCCUGCCAGUUUUGCAGGUCUGAUGAGGCGAUGCUGGGAAACAGAGCCAGUGAAAAGGCCGUUGUUUAAAGAGAUCCUGUCCAUACUAGAGACCAUGUAUAAUGACAGCCAACUCCCUUAUCAGUGCAACUCCUUCCUUCAAAAUAAGGCAGAAUGGAGGGGUGAGAUUGAUGCAACUCUGGAGCGCUUGAAAAAGCUGGAGAGGGAUCUGAGCUCCAAAGAGCAGGAGCUGAAGGAGCGAGAGCGACAGCUGAAGGUGUGGGAGAGGAAGCUCAUCGAGCAGUCCAACAUGCCGCUGCUCCCUACCCUGGAUAUCUAUGCUUGGACAGAGGAACAUGUGCACUUCUGGAUGUCACAGAUUUUCGGUACAGGAGAGUCCGAGAGUGCGAUGCAACCCUACGCUGAUAUCUUCAAGCAGAACCACAUAACUGGACAGAGGCUGCUUCUCCUCUGUGAGAUGGAUAUGAGAGACAUGGGCAUCACCUCCAAAGGACACAUCCUGCACCUGAAGGCUGAAAUUGAAAAACUGAGGAUUGAUUACCUGGGACUGUUUCAUUUCCCGCCAUUAACAAAGGAGGAGUGGGCCCAGGAGCAGCAAGCCGACUGGAGGAAGACCGUCAGUCUGGAGCUGGUCUUUGGCUAUCACUGGAAAGCAGGAACAGGUCCAAAGGACUGCAAGUGGAAAAUGUACCUGGAGCUUGACGGUGAUGAAGUUGCCAUAACCUACAUCAAGGACAUCACCUUCAAUGCAAACAGACCAGAUGUAGAAGUGUUGAAGAUGACCAAGCCGCCAUUUGUGAUGGACAAGUGGAUUGUUGGCAUAUCUGACAAACAGACUGUCGAAUGCCUUAUAAAUUAUGAGGGUGAUGUCAGGUCUCCAAAGAGCACGAAGCAUGUGCACUCGGUGCAGUGGAGCCCUGCCAGUGGAGACGAUGAAAUCAAAGCCAUCGAGCUGAUCGUGGAGCCGGCGCAGUCUGACGCCGAGGCGAACUUCAGGAGCCGCUCCAACUCCGGUGUUGAUCCACAAUGGAUCCUCAGUCUGAGGAACAAGCAGAUGAGGGAGGACCUGGCACAGAAGCAGAACAACGGCAUGUCCAGCAGCCGCUCGGACACCAUGACCCUCCCCCAGUUCCUGUCCACAGUCGGGAGCCAGACGUCAUACGCGGCUGCAUUGCGUAGAUCGCCCAGCCACAACACACUUUCCCCGUGGACCAACUCCCGGAGCUCUUCGCCCACACUCUCAGCCAAGCUCUCCUCUCUCCAGCUGGGUUCAAAGGGAAGCAGCCCAUCCAGCACGACCUCAGAGAGCACGUCGGAGAGAGAGCGCCCCCGUAGCGCCGGUGCUAGGUACAACUCCCACCAAAGGAAGCCAAAUGGCAGCAGUCUGACUGUGAAUGGAGGAGGGGACAGGAGACUGCUCAAAGGAGCCGGCCACCUGACCCACAGUGGACGAUCUCGGACCGGCAGCUCUGUAGGACCUCAGAACCACCCACGGGCCAUUCCCGGGAUGGUCGCGGCAGCAGCAGGGGAAAAGAAUCCAGACAAGGCCAAAGUCAGCGAAGGCGGGUGGAUAAAAGUUGAGCGCAGAAAGCCUCCCAAGCAAGACCAGAGACCGCUUAGAGGUCGCUCGCGCAGAGGUGGACGAGGGGGACGUGGGUGGAGCUAAGAGCUUUUAUGCCGGGUUAAUAAUUACACCAGCGCUGGUGUAGACAGGGUAGACAGACAGUGAACAUACCAGCUCAAAAGAAGGCAUUGGUUUAAUGCUUAUUUUGAAAAGGAUUAUAAACACAAGUUUUAAAGUAUUAUAAACUAAUGUUAAUAUAAAGACUCAAAGGCAGAUUUCUUUUUAGCCAUAAGAGACAUCUAACAAUUUGUGAGAGGCAGUUUAUAGUUUGGUUGCCAAACUGCAGUGGUGCCAGUCUUGGAAAAUGUCAGAGUACACAGAUGAUAAAGUAUUCUAAUUUGCAUGUUCCAACAGGAAAGGUUAUCUGGAAGUUGAAGUGAGGUACUUAAGAGACAAGCUGAUACUCCAGAAAAGCAGCAAUAGGAGUCUAAAAUGAACCCUUUCUGAAACGUGUAAAUGACAAGACUGUGUGAAAAACCUUUAGCCCAGUGUCGUUUUAUAUAACCACACAACACUGUGGUAAAAACUUUAGUUCAGGUCCACGAGACACACAAGGCUGUUUGCAAGCCCUCUUAUCAACCUAAAUCGAUCCCAUAAUUCAGAUGGGUUCACCCUCAUAUGAGCAUUGUAAUAUCUGAAUGUGGUAUUGUGUUGUGAAACUCCUGUAGAUAAAAUUAUUAUACUGAUAUA